Messenger RNA from Purpureocillium takamizusanense, 4053 nucleotides. It is a transcript of the gene KIP3, whose product is annotated as tubulin-dependent ATPase kip3. The record is from RefSeq and is a predicted model, not a curated record. NCBI's taxonomy places the organism in Eukaryota, Fungi, Ascomycota, Sordariomycetes, Hypocreales, Ophiocordycipitaceae. Gene Ontology annotation, biological process: microtubule-based movement. The coding region runs from base 365 to 3493 and encodes 1042 amino acids. The transcript has 4 exons. Gene Ontology annotation, molecular function: ATP binding; microtubule binding; microtubule motor activity.
CAACGACAAGCAGCUCGUCCCCUUCUGCCGACCCCAUCUCCUCAACCCAACUCAGGUAAGAUUUUGGGCAGCUCUUUGGCCCGGCGCAGCAUUGUUGGUCGAUUUAUUCACGGACCCGGCGGUCUGCUUCUGCUGCAUUUUUUUCUCCUUCCUCUGGCUUGGUUGUUUACUCUCCCGGACCCCACCGAAAUCGACAACGAGGCGACGGCAAACGCAACCAAGGCGCGAAGCCAUCACGAGUCACCCGCCACGUCCCGAGCGGAAACGAGUUCCGGGGCACAGAAACGCGCGCAGACGGGCACGAAGUGGCUGAGCGGUAGCUCGGAGAGAUAGCUGCUGCUGCUGCUGCUAGCAGAGCCGCAACAUGACGGACGCCGGGGCGUCGUCGAUUACCGUGGCCGUCCGCGUACGGCCCUUUACCAUCAGAGAGGCAGCGCAGCUGCAAAAGACAGAUGACAGCACCGUCUUCCUUGGCGAUGGCUCGCUGGCGGGCGUGCCGACGCCCAAGCUGCACCAGCGCGGCCUGCGCAGCGUAAUCAAGGUGGUCGACGACCGCUGUCUAGUAUUCGACCCCCCCGAAGACAACCCCGUGCAGCGCUUCUCGCGAUCCGUUGUGCCCACAUCGAAAAAGGUCAAGGACCAGGUCUUCGCGUUCGACCGCGUCUUUGAUGACAACACGACGCAGACAGACGUGUACGAGGGCACGACCAAGAGCCUGCUCGACAGCGUGCUCGACGGCUACAACGCCACCGUCUUCGCCUACGGCGCCACGGGCUGCGGCAAGACGCACACCAUUACGGGCACGGCGCAGCAGCCCGGCAUCAUCUUCCUGACCAUGCAGGAGCUGUUCGAGAAGAUUGACGAGCGCAGCGCCGACAAGACGACGGAGCUCAGCCUCAGCUACCUCGAGAUCUACAACGAGACCAUCCGCGACCUGCUCGUCCCCGGCGGCAGCAAGCAGGGCCUCAUGCUGCGCGAGGACAGCAACCAGGCCGUCACCGUCUCGGGCCUGACCAGCCACCACCCCCGCGACGUCAACGAGGUCAUGGACAUGAUCGUCCAGGGAAACGAGUACCGCACCGUGUCGCCCACCGAGGCCAACGCCACCUCGUCGCGCUCCCACGCUGUCCUGCAGAUCAACGUGGCCCAAAAGGACCGCAACGCCGACGUCAGCGAGCCGCACACCAUGGCCACGCUCAGCAUCAUCGACCUGGCCGGCUCCGAGCGCGCCUCCGUCACCAAGAACCGCGGCGAGCGCCUCACCGAGGGCGCCAACAUCAACAAGUCGCUGCUCGCCCUCGGCUCCUGCAUCAACGCGCUCUGCGACCGCCGCCAGCGCGCCCACGUCCCGUACCGCAACAGCAAACUCACCCGCCUGCUCAAGUUUUCUCUCGGCGGCAACUGCAAGACGGUCAUGAUUGUGUGCGUCUCGCCGUCGAGCGCCCACUUCGACGAGACCCAGAACACGCUCCGCUACGCCAACCGCGCCAAGAACAUCCAGACAAAGGUCACCCGCAACGUCUUCAACGUCAAUCGCCACGUCAAGGACUUCCUUGUCAAGAUCGACGAGCAGAUGGCCCUCAUCAAGGAGCUCAAGGCGCAGCAAAAGGAUGCCGAGAACACCUUCUUCGCCAAGUUCCGCAAGCAGUGUGACAAGCGCCAUCUCGUCGUCCGCGAGGGCAUGCAGCGGCUGCGCGCCGCCUACGACAACUCGGCACCCGAGCGCCAGGAGCGCAUCAACAGCAUGCGGAAGCUCAAAAUCUUUGAACGCCGCAUCGGCCUGCUCUCGGGCUGGAUCGCCGCCUUCGACGCCAUAUGCGAUCAGCGCGGCGGUGACGACGACAUGAUGCCGGAGAGCCUUGCCGCCAUCAGGAAGACUGCCCAGGGCAUCCUCGUCGAGCUCGAGAACAGCCGCCAGCACAUCCACCAGAAGCUGGAAAAGGCGACGUGGGAGCGGGCCAUCGACACGGCCCUGACGCACAGCCUCGGCCAGCUCGAAGGCACCGAGGGCGCCGACAUGGGCGAAGGCGCGAGCUUGGAGCGCGAGGCGGAGCUGCUCAAGGCCGGGUUCAACCGCGAAGCGUAUCGCGAGGUCUUGGAGCAGGAGAAGGCGGGCGACGCGGCCAUGGUGCAGAUGCUGCUGACGGCACAGUUCGACAUGCUGGCCUCGCUGUCCGAUACGCUGGUUAUGAAUGAGGAGAGCGCGGUGGCGCACGCCAAGGAGAUCAUCAACCGGCUGCUGCAGACGGGAUACACGGCCGCCUCGCAAGUCGUCAAGCCCGACGGGACGCUGCCGGCCGUGGUCGAGGCGUUCCCACCCACGCGCAGGGGCACACCAAAGCGCAAGAAGGCAGCCGCGGCGUCGUACGUCAAGCCCCUGGCGGCGCCAGCACUGGCCGCCGUCGUCGCCAACGAGCAUGUGUUUGCGAGCCCCUUGAAGACGUCGCCGAGGAGGCGUAAGGCCCUGGGCAGCGUCAAGAAGGGAGUGAGCUUCACGCCGUCCAAGAAGAGCAAGCGCGGUGUCCGGUGGAGAGACGACGAAAGCGAGGACGGCACCUUGGCCGACUUUGCAAAGACGCCGCAAAAGUACGAGUCCCCCGAUAAGCAGCCGUCGCCAGAGAAGAUGGCCCCUACGCCCCCGCCGGUGGUGGUGCCCGCACAUCUGUCCGACGAGCCGACGACCAACGGCGACUCCAGCCCCAGCCUCGAGAUCCCGGAAGCCUCGAGCCUCGCCAACAAACCUAGCAGGUUUCAGACGGGCUUCCUGUCCAAGUCGAGGAUCCCCAGCCAGUCGGGAUCCCCGCUGCCAUCGCCGCCGACGCUCAGCCUCAACUUGUCAUCAGGCUCGCCGCAGCAGGAGAGGGCGUCGCCGCUGCGGACACUGGACGCCGAUAAGGCCGGCAACCUGUCUCCGCCGGCGGCGUCGUCGUUGCCAGCACAGCGAACCAAGCUGAGCCCCCGCCUGCCGCGACCGAUUGUCCUCGACGAGAACACGCCCCUGGCCAGCACCUCGGAGACGGGCUCCGACUCGGAGUGCAGCAUCGACCCCCGCAAGCUCCGCAGCGCGAUGCACUCGGCCAAGAAGGAAAAGGCCCGUCGGGCUAGCAUCUUGACGGCCACGACCGCCUCGGGCGCCAAACGGGUGUCGUCGUUUGGGUCGGCCACGGGCGUGGCGCCGAGGCCCAGCCUCCCCGCCGCGGCGCUGGCCAGCAGCACCAACGGCAUCUCACGGCACCGGCGCGGCAGCCUCGAGCGCAGGAGGAGUCCGCCGCUGGCGUGCUCGCCCUCGGACGCCGCCCCGGAGCGCAGCCUCACGGCCGGCCAGGCGCGGCGGAUGAACAUGGGCGGCAGCGUGCGCCUCGACAAGACGGCCGCGAGGGAAGAGGCCGCCUGGAGCCCCGAGGCGAGGCGCGUGACGUAUAGCAUCGGGCAGCAGCACCAGCCGGGAGGAGGGCACAGGCGGCUGGAAAGCCGGGGCGCUGUGUGGCGAUGAGAUGGGGAGUCUGUCUGUCAGCCUAGGCAUCGCUUGUGCCUCGACUGCCGCGGGAGGGGCCCUACGGCGUUUUCUUGUACAUGUCACAUAUCUGCUGCUGGCUUGAAGCAGGGCUCGCGGCACAUUGGGUUUGGUUUGGUUUUGCUGCUGACGCAGGCAGUCAGUCAGUCACCUGGCUCUGACUGCGUCUUUGUCCCAUCUCACCGAGGAGGGACGGUUCACUACGGGGUCGUUGAGAGAGAUGAGGGGCGGACAUGGAAUGGGGCCGGCAACAUGCAUCACUCGGCGCCUUGCUAGUUUGGCCCCCCCUCCCCCAUCUCCUCCCCGAGCAGGAUGAUGCCCGCUCAGCCUCUGGUGUUUUUCCUUUUCGUCUGUUUGCGCAUUUCCGGGUUGCGCUUCGACCAGGGGGUUGGCUUAGCUGCAUGGUGCUUGCGUGCGCGGAGGGAUGCGUGUGCCUUGUUUAGCCUGCGGGCUGCGCUAGAGGUUCUAGAACGGACUUUCUUUGUCUUUGCAUUGUGUAUGGAUAAUGAGAAGAGUAUCGAUGCACCCGCCUUGACUUG